Molecule: messenger RNA, 573 nt
Organism: Vicia faba (fava bean)
Lineage: Eukaryota; Viridiplantae; Streptophyta; Magnoliopsida; Fabales; Fabaceae
Source: the annotation of a GenBank genome assembly
AUGGCGGUUUCUUCUCUCUCUACAACCUUUGUUCCUUCUCUUUCUCUCUCCUCCAAACCAAACGUCCAAUCUCCAUGCUUUCUCUCCGGUAACACUUUCAGGCUUCCGAACCCCAAACCUCUUCAUUCAUCAACCGUGGUUUAUGCUGCUCCGGAAGUGUUGAAUUCCGCUGAAACCAAAGAUGUUGAGUCUGGCUCUCAGGUUGAUGACUUGGAAACUCCAAGCACUUCGAAAAUUAGCAUUGGAGCUGAUGCAGACAUGAUGGCACCAAAGCUAAGAAUCAGAAUCAAGCUUAGAUCUUACUUUGUGCCCUUGAUAGAGGAUUCUUGCAAGCAGAUAUUGGAUGCAGCAAGAACUACCAAUGCAAAAACAAUGGGUCCUGUUCCUUUACCAACCAAGAAGCUAGUUUUUUGUACUCUUAGGUCUCCACACGUACACAAAGAUGCUCGGUUCCAUUUCGAGAUCAGAACUCAUCAGCGUCUCAUUGAUAUUCUCUUUCCUACUGCUCAGACAAUAGAUUCUCUUAUGCAACUGGAUCUUCCUGCUGGUGUUGAUGUCGAGGUCAAGCUUUAG